Paramecium octaurelia is the source of this 598-nucleotide messenger RNA. NCBI's taxonomy places the organism in Eukaryota, Ciliophora, Oligohymenophorea, Peniculida, Parameciidae. The record is from the annotation of a GenBank genome assembly.
AUUAUAUGGGUUCUUGUUGUCAAGCCAGUCAAGUAGCUCGGGAUUAGUAUGUGUUUCCAGAUGGAGGAGUGUAUACUGGAGAGUUGAAAGAUGGAAUACCAGUAUGAGUGAUGAUCAUUUUUAGCAUGGUGUUGGAGCAAUAUCCUUUGAUAAUGGAUAAUCCUUUGAAGGGCACUUUGAGAAUGGAGCGAAAAGUGGCAAGGGAGUUUAUAGAUGGAGUGACAACUCUUAUUAUGACGGGGAAUUUCUGAACGACACAUUUAAUGGUUACGGCGAAUUUUAUUGGAGCAAUGGCAAAUGGUACAAAGGACAGUGGGUGGAAGGGAAUAUGCAAGGAGAAGGACAACUCUUUUCUGAUGGGAAGACUUAUAAGGGUGAGAUAUCUAAUUUUAAUUUAAGGUGAAUUUGAAAAUGAUAAGAGGAAUGGAAAGGGAGAGCAAAUUUGGCCCAAUAGAUAAAAAUACAUUGGAGAAUGGAAAAACAAUAAGAUGCAUGGAAAAGGACAACUUACAGAGCCAAAUGGGAGAGUAAUUGAAGGGGAAUGGGUAAAGGGAAAAAAGAAAUGAUUAUUUCGCAUAUUUAAUUUUUAUAACAUAUU